Messenger RNA from Prorocentrum cordatum, 1461 nucleotides. Lineage: Eukaryota; Dinophyceae; Prorocentrales; Prorocentraceae. The record is from the annotation of a GenBank genome assembly.
AGCAGGUAGGCGUCUGGACGUCGUUGUCCACUUGUAAAUUGGCUCAAACGAGUAGGGUCAGCCCUUCCGUGAUAAUGUAAUUCUGGCCGUUCCAUACAGACUAAUUCCCACCAUGACCAAGCUGAUGCGAAAUGUGUUUCUGGUUUGCGUAUGGCCGCAGAUGCAUGCCCUCCUCGUUGGGAAUAGCGUUUCGACGCCGAAGUUUUAUAUGAUGGAUCGCAGCCUCGACGAAAUGUAUACAAACGGAUUUCAGAGCCACCCAGCCCGAGUUGGCACUUUGGACGAAGCGGAUUUCGCUGUCACUUGUUGUUUCAACGGGCGUUCACUUCAAAAGUUUGCCAGCUUACCCCGGCGGUCUAAGGCAAAACCUUACUUGGUCAUUGUUCGUGGAUUGCGUUUGGAUAGAUGCUCGAAAGAGGAUAAUUGCGAAUCCGCAAGGGAGUUGAUCGAACAGCGUGACGAUUUCAUGUAUGUAAACUUUGAUCUGCGGGACCAUAACUGCAAGGAUGAUGACGCGCCGCCGUUACGAGGAGUGACAAUGACGCCCCCGAAGUGGUACGAUGGCUCCCCAUUGUCUGCGCUCCAGGAUCCCAAGUAUUUCAUGACGUUCCGUGGCAGGCUGACGGACGGGUCUUGGAUGGGCUUCGUGAGCCAGCAUGUGCGAGCGCAGCUCCAGAAAGCGUUCGCCGACUUCAGGUCUGACGGCGUUGUCGUGGAGUUGUUCGACCGGAAGCACAAGUACAAGCCCGAGGACAGAGUGACGUACAACGAGAUGCUGAACACCUCGUACGCCCUGGUGCCCCACGGCGACGGCCGGUGGAACUACCGCUUCUCGGAGGUGGUCGGCGCGUGCGCCAUCCCCGUGGUCAUCGCCGACGGGCUCACCCUGCCCUUCGAGGAGCUCAUCGAUUGGAGGGGUGCCGCCGUGUUCCUGCAGGAGGAGACGUGGGCGAGGAGCGGCAGCCUCGCGAGGAGCACCGGGGCCGGGGCGGCGGGCCAGACGUCACCGCCGGACGCCAGCUUCUUGCUGAGCCAGCUGCCUCGGGAUCCUGCCCAGAUCCGCAAGAUGCGGCAACGGGUGUGCGAGAUCAACGACAAGUACUUCGCGACCGCGGAGAAGAGAAUCACCGCCCUGUUGCAGUCUGCGGCGAUCCGUGCACUGCAGUGAACGGAGCCCUCCUUUGGCCAGAACGCUCUCUGAAGCACGUACGUCUGCAAACGCAUCCGAGCAGGCGCAUCAGAAUCGGCCGCAGCCAUCUCUGCAUGUUCGCCCUCGGAUUUCAUUUCUGAAUGUCAUGAGGGUGGGCCCGCGGGCGCGUCCAGUGAAUGGCCGGCCCCAGCUACCAAGGGACGAGCGCGCCAGCGGAGUUUAGCCUUGCUGGCCCAGUAACCCUGAUGGAAAAGCAGGCUAGUUUGUUCCAGGGGUCCGAGAAAGGAGCGAGGAGGAGGACAGAAGGGAGA